AUGGGUACCAAAGUGAAUGAACUCAUUGGUGACCAACCCAUAGUGAGACGCACCGCUAAUUAUUGUCCAACCAUUUGGAAAUAUGAAUACAUACAGUCGCUUAACAGCAAAUAUGUGGGAGAAGACUACGAGAUGAAGGCAGCAAAACUGAAAGAAGUGGUGAAAAUAAUGAUACUAGAAAAGAUGGAGAUGCCAUUCCAGAAAUUGGAGCUCAUUGACACUGUCAAGAGACUUGGAGUGUCUUAUCACUUUGAGAAAGAGAUAGAGGCUUGUUUGGAUGCAAUAUACAAUGAAAAAGAUUGGUUGAGUGAAGAACUUGAUUUAAAUGAAGCAUCUCUCAGUUUCCGGCUCUUCAGACAACAUGGUUAUAAUGUUUCGCCAGGUGUUUUCAACAUAUUUAAAGACAAUUAUGGUAAUUUCAAAGAGUCCUUGUGUGAUGAUACCAAGGGAUUGUUAUCAUUGUACGAGGCCUCAUUUCUUGGUUUUGAGGAAGAGAGUAUAUUUGAUGAGGUUGAAAAUUUUGCUACGAAACAUUUGAAAGAAAAUCUAAAUAAAAUAAAGAAUCCAUAUCUGGCUAUGCUGGUGAAUCACGCUCUUGAGCUUCCCCUACAUUGGGCAAUGGAAAGAUUCGAGGCGAGGUGGUUCAUUGAUGCUUAUGAAAACCGAAAAGAUGUCAAUAAAGCCCUCCUCAAUUUUGCUAAGUUGGAUUUCAAUAUGGUGCAAGCUAUACACCAAGAAGACCUCAAACAUGCAUCAAGAUGGUGGGAGAACUUCGGAUGGAGCAAGAAAUUGCCGUUCGUAAGGGAUAGGUUGGUUGAAUGUUACCUAUGGUCCUUAGGAGAGGUGUAUGAUCCAAGACCCGAGUUCCAAUACUAUAGAAGGAUGUCCACAAGAGUUUACCAAGUCACCACAUGCAUUGAUGAUAUUUAUGAUGUCUAUGGCACUUUGGAAGAACUAGAGCUUCUAACUGAUGCAUAUCUUGGGUGGAACGUCAAUCUUGCAGUAACAUUGCCAGACUACAUGAAGUUAUGUUUUCUAGGCAAUAUCAAUUUGGUCAACGAAUUAGGAUACGAAGUUCUUAAGGAGUUUGGAAUCCAUGCCCUCCCUUGCCUAAUAAAAGCGUGGACAGAUUUAUGUGGGUGCUACAUAAAAGAAGUCAGGUGGUUCCAUGGGGGGUAUGUGCCUUCUCUUGAGGAGUACUUGAACAAUGGAUGGAUGUCUGCUGCAACAGCUGUAAUGGCCAUUCAUGGGUAUUUCUUCAGUGCUUGUCCUUCUUAUCCUAUCACUGAAGAGGGAUUGAAAGCAGUUAAAACCUACGAUGAUAUCAUCAAAUGGCCUUCCAUGAUCGUUCGUCUACUCAAUGAUUUGAGAACUUCAAAGGAUGAAUUGAAACGAGGUGAUAUACUCAAAUCAGUGCAAAUUCAUAUGAAUGAAACUAGUGACUCAGAAGAAGAAGCUCAACAACAUAUUAUGAAACUCGUUAGAGAGGCAUGGAAGAAGCUAAAUACAGCUCGUGCAAGGUCAGAUAUCCCUUUUAGUAGGAAGUAUGUGGAUAUAGCAACAAAUAUUGCGAGAGCAGGUCAUUACAUGUAUCAAUAUGGAGAUGCACAUGGGCAUAAUACUAAAGGGAAAAACAAGGAUCGUGUCACCUUGCUCCUCAUUGAGCCAAUUCAACUUUCCUUUGAAUGA
Molecule: messenger RNA, 1689 nt
Organism: Impatiens glandulifera
Lineage: Eukaryota; Viridiplantae; Streptophyta; Magnoliopsida; Ericales; Balsaminaceae
Product: terpene synthase 10-like
Exons: 7
Coding region: 1-1689 (562 amino acids)
Biological process (GO): diterpenoid biosynthetic process
Molecular function (GO): terpene synthase activity; magnesium ion binding
Source: RefSeq, a predicted model, not a curated record